AUGCCUCUCAUCACGCAAGUCGCCGAUAAAGACCGCCAAAGGGCGUCGCUCUACCCUUACCCAGUGACGCCGAUCCUGGGCGCCGCAAACUUUAUAUCGGGAGCCGUCGUUGUGGGUAUUCUAGCAUAUUUCGUCCACUACCUGAGGAUGGACAACAUGUCUGCACCCUCGGAACUCAUUUUCGUCCUGGUUGUCGCAUGUAUUUCGCUCCUAGACCAGAUCUUGGCCAUCUUCCGACACAGCGUGUUCCAGAUCUCUGCGCGAAUCAACCUGGUCGUACACCUCGUCAUUCUGAGUCUCUGGUGCGCAGCGUUCGGCGUGUUGACCUGGAGAUUGAACAAGAUGGUCCUGUCGCACACCUGCAGCAUCAAGGUCUGGGAGACGUCCAUGGGAGUCAUGGUCUGUCGGCUGUACAAGGCCAUGUAUUCGUUUUCGGCCAUCAGCUUCGGUCUGGCUGCGGGUUUGGUCAUUCUCGACUACACGGUGUUGAGGGAAGACGCGGUCGCGGGCAUCUAUCGACCGUUGGAAGGGAAGUCGAAAGCUGUGAAGAUAUGA
Molecule: messenger RNA, 555 nt
Organism: Exophiala spinifera
Lineage: Eukaryota; Fungi; Ascomycota; Eurotiomycetes; Chaetothyriales; Herpotrichiellaceae
Exons: 2
Coding region: 1-555 (184 amino acids)
Source: RefSeq, a predicted model, not a curated record